AUGAGUCAAGUCAACUGGGGGAUGACUGUAUUUGGCUUCGAGUAUUUGUAUGACUCUUCCCACCGCCCCGGGAAACGGAGAGAAACGAAAUCUCUUGGCGCGGAGCACACGCUUUUUGGCAAACAACCCCGGGGCUCCCCCAACAAUACCGUCAUCGAGACGCUUUUUGUCGCCGUCUUUUGUUCCAAAUGUGCCGCGAGCUUUCCCACCUCGACCAACAAAAAGUUUGUCGGAAUUUGCGCGAGGGAUUUUCCGGAUUAA
Messenger RNA from Caenorhabditis auriculariae, 261 nucleotides. Lineage: Eukaryota; Metazoa; Nematoda; Chromadorea; Rhabditida; Rhabditidae. The record is from the annotation of a GenBank genome assembly.